AUGGCAGCAAAAGACGUUUAUUCUGAUGGAACAGAAAACAAGCACGAUCGUUUUUUAGAUGUUGGGCAAGAGCCUCGUCGAAUGUUACAACCUAUCGAAGGGUAUCAGAAAAUGCCACUUAUUUCUUUGGAGAAAGCUGUAGAACCUAUUCUUUUCUGUUGUCCUGAUAUUUACCGGCGUGUCUUUGUUGCCAUGUCUAACUGUGAAAAUCCAAUCGAUGGAUUAGAUCAAAAUGAAUCAGCUUCGAUCUUUCUAUAUACCAUGGAAUGGGAACCGCAGGAGGAAUGCCUUUAUUAUGUUCUGAACAAAACAUUACGAACGGAAAAUCGACAAAAACUUCGACCUUGGUUUUCUUAUUUGAAAUUGGUUCUUACUGCUCUGCAAAAACUCCCAGCAGAAAAACAAACCAUAUGGCGGGGUGUUACUCUUGAUCUCAGCCAACAAUACGAAGUUGGAAAACGUUAUGUAUGGUGGGCAUUUUCCUCAUGCACUCGAUCGCUCGCUAUUCUUGAAUCUGAGCAAUUUCUUGGCAAACAUGGAUCAAGAACCUUAUUCAGCAUCGAAUGUCAAAAUGGGAAAAAGAUUCGAUCGCAUUCGUAUAUCAACGUCGAAGACGAAAUUCUUCUUUUACCUGCAACGCAAUUUGAAGUUAUUAGCAAACUGAAUCCUUCAUCUGAUCUGCAUAUUAUUCAUUUGAAACAAGUUGACCCACCAUUUUCUCUUAUUGAAUUACCUCCGACAGGAAUAACUUUACAGAUAACAUCUCAAAUCAAGAAGAAUGUAAUACAACUAUCUAACAAUUACAGAAAUGAAAAGCUCGAAGAAUUAAUCGCUCAAUGUCCGUUUAAUAAAACAGUGGAUUUAGAGAGUCAAGAAUUGACUGACAAUGACAUUCCAAUUAUCAUACAACAAGCUAUUAUCGAUAAAGAAUGUUGGUAUCUCACUAUCAAUAAAAAUAUGAUUACCGACAAUGGAAUUAACCAUCUGGCAAAAGCAAUUGAGUCGAAUACGUCGUUAGGUGUGUUAACCUUGAGAUACAACAAAAUUACAGAUGUUGGUGUUCAUUAUAUUGCACAAGCACUGCACACUAACGCAUGGCUCGUUUUUCUGGAUCUUAGCGGUAACCAAAUCACUGAGAACGGGGCUCGAUUUCUCUCUGAAUCGUUACAAGCUAACACAACAUUAAAGCAACUCUUGAUCAAUUUCACUUCGAUCGGUGAUAGAGGUAUUCAAUAUCUCGCUAAUACUCAGGCUCAAAAUUCAACUCUAAAAACUCUGUCACUUGCCGCCACAGGACUAACUGAUAAUGGAGUUACGAAUCUGGCUAAGAUGCUUAAACAUAAUACAACUCUUAUUGAACUCGACGUUGAUUACAAUCCUGUAACAGAUAGUGGAAUUAAGCUCAUAUUAGAAGCUUUGUGUAAUAAUAAUGUUCUUCAAAAGCUGCAUAUUCAGUGCAAGCAAAUGACGAAUAAAUCCAUCAAAGAUAUUGAGAACACGCUAAAGCUAAAUGAUACAUUAACUGAUUUGUAUGUAUUGCAAAAGACGUUCACAAUUGAAGAACAACAAAGAAUUCAAAAGAUGCUAUCAACAAAGCAAAAUCGACAAAUUCACUUCGACGAAGCAUAA
Adineta steineri is the source of this 1629-nucleotide messenger RNA. The record is from the annotation of a GenBank genome assembly. Lineage: Eukaryota; Metazoa; Rotifera; Eurotatoria; Adinetida; Adinetidae.